Messenger RNA from Lathyrus oleraceus (garden pea), 2274 nucleotides. RefSeq names its product exocyst complex component EXO70H1. Gene Ontology annotation, molecular function: phosphatidylinositol-4,5-bisphosphate binding. The transcript has a single exon. Bases 287 to 2152 code for a protein of 621 amino acids. The record is from RefSeq and is a predicted model, not a curated record. Gene Ontology annotation, biological process: exocytosis. NCBI's taxonomy places the organism in Eukaryota, Viridiplantae, Streptophyta, Magnoliopsida, Fabales, Fabaceae. Gene Ontology annotation, cellular component: exocyst.
CUUAUUAGUGGAACACAUACAAUGAUACAACAAAACAAAAAACGCUUCACCAAGUGCUUACCGUUACCGCGUAUCUUUUGAUUAACCCAACAUUGCAGUCCAACUGUGACACGCUCGUAAUUAAUUACGCUUCCAAAGAAAAAGUCCACCAUAAAUUAACUUAAUUAUCAUCUCUAUAAAUCACCCUCUUCUCUCUUUCAAACCUUAUCACAACAACAACAACAACCAGAACAAACAAACAACCAAACAAACAAGUACUAGUUCGGUUUUCUUUGAAUUUCCGAAAAUGCCUAGAAAAGGAAUGAGAAGCAUAUUUUUCCAACCAUCUGCUUCUUCAAUGUUUCCACCACCCUCUCCUCUCCGCACUUUCUCGGAGUCAUUAAUGGAUGAAAACAUCGAAACCGCAGAAUCACUUAUUACCAAAUGGGAUUAUUCCAACGCGAAUCAAUCCAAACAGAUCAUAACCCCUCUUUUCAGCCCCGGCACUCGCCAUGAAGCAAGACAGUAUCUUAACGCUGUCAAGGGACUACAAUCCGCUAUGCAGUACCUCGUCACACGUGAUUCCACCUCCAACACACUCGUAAAAGCUCAAUUCCUAAUGCAACUCGCUAUGAAAACUCUUCAGAAAGAGUUUUAUACGAUUCUAUCGCAAAACAGAGAAUGUUUAGACCCUGAAACCGUUUCCAACCGUUCCUCGGUGGAUCGUAGAAGCAGUGUUAGUGUUUCCGAUUACGACGAUGAAGUCUCCGUCUCCGAAGAUGAGUUUCGUGUUGCUGGAAAUACUAUUUCUGAGACGGAGAGGGUUUCCAUGCUUGCUAUGGUGGAUUUGAAAGCUAUUGCUGAUUGCAUGAUCUCGUCUGGCUAUGGAAAAGAGUGUGUCAAGGUUUAUAUAGUUAUGAGAAAAUCUAUUGUUGAUGAAGCGCUUUAUCAUCUCGGAGUUGAACGGUUGAGCUUCUCUCAGAUUCAGAAAAUGGAUUGGGAAGUUAUUGAGCUGAAAAUCAAGACGUGGUUGAACGCGGUUAAAGUCGCCGUCGGAACUCUCUUUCACGGCGAGAGAAUCCUCUGCGACGAGGUCUUCGCUAACUCUUCAGGGAAGAGAAUCGCCGAGUCGUGUUUCGCGGAGAUAACCAAAGAAGGUGCUGCUUCGUUGUUUGGAUUCCCGGAGAUGGUGGCGAAAUGCAAGAAAACGUCUGAGAAAAUGUUUAGAAUUCUUGAUUUGUACGAAGCUAUCUCUGAUAUCUGGCCACAAAUUCAAUCGAUUUUCUCGUUUGAAUCAACUUCAAACGUCCGCUUACAAGCCGUUACGUCGAUGGCGAAACUCGCGGACGCCGUUAAAACGAUGCUAACGGAUUUCGAAUCCUCGAUUCAGAAAGAGUCGUCAAAGAAAAAACUCCCCGGCGGCGGCGUCCAUCCCAUAACACGCUAUGUCAUGAAUUACAUCGCCUUCCUCGCCGAUUACAGCGGCGUGUUAUCCGAUAUCGUCUUCGAUUUGCCGCAAUCUCCGUUGCCGGAGUCUUACUUCCAAAGUCCCAUGCGCGGCGAGAAUCAAUCAUCUUCAGAGAUAUCAGAGAAAAUCGCGUGGCUGAUACUCGUUCUUCUCUGCAAGCUUGACGUAAAAGCAGAGCUCUACAAGGAUGUAGCGCUUUCGUAUCUUUUUCUUGCUAACAACAUGCAAUACGUCGUCGUAAAGGUUCGAAGAUCAAACCUAGGGUUUCUUCUCGGAGAAGAAUGGUUAAAGAAUCAUGAACUAAAAGUUAGAGAGUAUGUGUCCAAAUUUGUGCGAUAUGGAUGGAAUAAAGUAUUCUCCACGUUGCCGGAGAAUCCCACGGCGGAGAUGCCGGUGGAGAAAGUGAAGGCUAGCUUCUUUAACUUCAACGCUGCGUUUGAUGGAGAGUGUAGGAAACAGUCUUCGUGGGUUGUAUCCGACCCGAAACUCCGAGAUGAAAUCAAAGGUGCUGUGGGUUCGAAGCUGUUGUCGAGGUACGGUGAAUUCUAUGAGAUGAACCGGGUUGGGUUCGAGUCAAUAGUGAGAUAUGAACCGGAAUAUAUAGAAAGUUGUUUGUGUAAAAUUUUGUACGGAGUUGGAGAUUCGGGGAGUGUUUCGUCUUUUUCUUCGACGACGUCGUCUUCUCGUGGCUCUAAUCGCCAUUGAAAUUGGAGUUGUCGUUGGAUCAUGAUGACCUUACGAGUCAUCUCACCUCUUGUAAUUUAUUUUAUUAAUUAAUGUAUAAAAACGACUAAAAGAGUAUAAUAUCAAAUGUUCAAUUUUUUUUA